Molecule: messenger RNA, 2659 nt
Organism: Papilio xuthus (Asian swallowtail)
Lineage: Eukaryota; Metazoa; Arthropoda; Insecta; Lepidoptera; Papilionidae
Gene: Gprk1
Product: G protein-coupled receptor kinase 1
Exons: 16
Coding region: 365-2449 (694 amino acids)
Biological process (GO): G protein-coupled receptor signaling pathway; regulation of signal transduction; protein phosphorylation
Molecular function (GO): ATP binding; G protein-coupled receptor kinase activity; G protein-coupled receptor binding
Source: RefSeq, a predicted model, not a curated record
GAAAGUCAAUGAAGUGAAGUGACGGAUCGUAGACGGGUGAUGGCGGAUUUAGUCGGUCGUUUUAGUUAUCGUGUUUUUCUAAUAUGUUUAUAUUCGUGAAUAAGGCGAAAUAGUUAUAUCUCGUAAUUAAUUCAAAUGAUUUUCCUUAAGAGUUACUCCGUGCGCCCUUAUGUACAAUUUACAUUAUUAUGAGAAUGGAUUUAACCCAAUCCUCAUCAACAAAUGGUGUAAUAAAGCUGUGAGCAGUCGUCAUGUGAAGAAGGUUAUGACUUUAAUUUGGAAGUUUAGUCAGUGUUAAAAACGUGUUUUUGUUGUGAACGAGUGGCGCGUAUUUCUCUGGUAAAGAAGAUAAAUUAGUAUCAAAAUGGCGGACCUCGAAGCAGUACUGGCCGACGUCAGCUACUUGAUGGCAAUGGAGAAGUCAAAAUGCACCCCUGCUGCCAGAGCAAGCAAAAAGAUCAUAUUACCAGAUCCAAGUGUAAGGAGUGUCAUGCACAAAUACAUGGAGAAAAAGAAUGAAGUAAAUUUCGACAAAAUAUUUAAUCAAGUCCUAGGUUAUUUAUUAUUUAAGGAGUUCUGCGAACAAACGUCAGAGGAGCCGGUGCCACAAUUAAAAUUUUAUGAAGAGAUAAAGUUGUACGAGAAACAAGAAUGCGUGGAGGAGAGGCGGCGGAUUGCGAGGGACAUUUACGACAAUUUUAUUAUGAAGGAAUUAUUGGCGCAUUCUCACGAUUAUUCCAAAGAGUGUGUUGCGCAUGUACAAAAAUAUUUAAUGAAACACGAAGUGCCACCUAAUUUAUUUGAGCCAUAUAUCGAAGAAAUUUUUCAACAUUUAAGAGGAGAGCCGUUUAAAAACUUUUUGGAAAGCGAUAAGUACACGAGAUUUUGUCAAUGGAAGAACUUGGAGUUGAAUAUUCAGCUCACGAUGAACGACUUCAGUGUACACAGGAUCAUCGGACGAGGAGGUUUCGGGGAGGUGUACGGUUGCCGGAAAGCGGACACGGGGAAAAUGUACGCGAUGAAGUGCCUCGACAAGAAACGCAUCAAAAUGAAGCAGGGCGAGACGCUUGCGCUCAACGAGAGGAUCAUGCUCUCGCUAGUCAGUACUGGGGUGGACUGCCCAUUCAUCGUGUGCAUGACGUACGCUUUCCAUACACCAGACAAGCUGUGCUUCAUCCUUGACCUGAUGAACGGGGGCGAUCUACAUUAUCACCUCUCCCAACAUGGCGUCUUCAAUGAAGCUGAGAUGAAGUUUUACGCCGCUGAAGUUAUUUUAGGCUUAGAACACAUGCACAAACGACACAUAGUAUACAGGGAUUUGAAACCGGCUAACAUACUGUUGGAUGAACACGGCCACGUGAGAAUAUCCGACCUGGGCCUCGCCUGCGACUUCUCCAAGAAGAAGCCACACGCUAGUGUAGGCACGCACGGUUACAUGGCACCGGAGGUCCUGUCAAAGGGCACGGGUUACGACUCUUCAGCGGACUGGUUCAGUUUCGGCUGCAUGCUGUACAAGCUACUCAAAGGCCACUCUCCAUUCCGCCAGCACAAGACUAAAGACAAACACGAGAUCGACAGGAUGACCCUAACAAUGAAUUACAAUAUGUUUCAGAACGUGGAGCUGCCGGAGUCGUUCAGCCCCAGCCUGCGCAGUCUGCUGGAGGGCCUGCUGCAGCGCGACGUCGCCAAGCGCCUCGGCUGCAAGGGCAGGGGCGCGGACGAGCUGAAGGAGCACGUGUUCUUCGCGGGCAUAGACUGGCAACAGGUGUACCACCAGAAGUAUACGCCGCCGCUGAUCCCGCCGCGCGGCGAGGUCAAUGCUGCAGACGCCUUUGACAUCGGCAGCUUUGAUGAGGAGGACACCAAGGGUAUCAAGUUGACGGAAACUGAUCAGAUGCAGUACAAGGACUUCCCGCUGGUGAUCUCCGAGCGCUGGCAGGCGGAGGUGGCGGAGACUGUGUUCGAGACCAUCAACCAAGAGGCAGACAAGAACGAGCACAAGAAGAAGGCCAAGCAGAAGCAGAAGUUCGAUGCUGAUGAAAAAGAAUCUGAUUGCAUUCUGCACGGCUACAUAAAGAAAUUGGGAGGUCCCUUCGCGAGCGCGUGGCAGACGCGGUACGCGAAGCUGUAUCCCAACCGGCUGGAGCUGCAUCUGGAGAACAGCGCCAAGCCAGAGAUGAUCUUGCUCGACACCGUGGAGGAUGUCUCUGCAGACCUCGUGUCUGUCAAGGGCGAGCAGUGCAUUGUGCUGCGAACACGUAACGACACCAAAAUAGUACUUACUAACACUGAUGAGAUCGGUCUGAAAGAGUGGGCGCUAUCGCUGCGGUCUGCGCACAAGUGCUCGCAGGAGCUGCUGGCCUCGAUGGCGCGUAAGGCGGGCAAGAUCUACGGCACCGACUCCAAGGAGGCGGCAGGACUUGCGCGUGCGCACAACGGUGGCAACUAGCACGAGCCGCCCGCGCCCCCGCGGGCCAAGAUGUUCCGACGCUCCAAGAGCGCCGCGCAGCUCAUCAAGUAGAGCGUCACCACGCCCCACCCCUAACUCGCCCCGCCCUACCGCCACGUAGCAGUACCGCUACGCCGCGUAGCCGUAGACCUCGGGUUGGAAUAAUUUACAUGGGUAAUGGUAGUUUACUACGUAGUGUCGGUAAUUCCG